AUGGCUGAAUGGAACACCUCCUCUGUGACAGAAUUCAUCCUCGCAGGCUUAACAGAUCAGCCAGAACUCCGGAUCCCCCUCUUCUUCCUGUUUCUGUGUUUCUACAUGGUCACCGUAGUGGGCAACCUGGGCUUGAUAACCUUGAUUGGACUGAAUUCUCACCUUCAUAUUCCCAUGUACUUUUUCCUCUUCAACUUGUCCUUCAUAGAUUUUAGUUUCUCUACUGCCAUCGUCCCUAAAAUGCUGACAAGUUUCAUCUCAGAGAAGAACUUCAUUUCCUAUGCAGGGUGUAUGACUCAGCUCUUUUUCUUCUGUUUCUUUGUCUUUUCUGAAUCCUUCAUCCUGUCAGCAAUGGCAUAUGACCGCUAUGUCGCCAUCUGUAAGCCACUGGUGUACACGGUCACCAUGUCUCCUCGGGUGUGUUUACUCCUUUUGUUGGGGGUCUAUGGGAUGGGAGUGUUUGGGGCUAUGGCCCAUACAGGAAAUAUAGUAUAUCUGACUUUCUGUGGUGACAACCUUGUCAAUCACUAUAUGUGUGACAUCAUUCCCCUCCUUGAACUCUCCUGUAACAGCUCUUAUGUAAAUUUGCUGGUAGUCUUUAUUGUUGUGACUAUUGGCAUUGGGGUGCCCAUUGUUGCCAUUUUUAUCUCUUAUGGUUUUAUUCUUUCUAGCAUUUUCCACAUUAGCUCCACUAAGGGAAGGUCCAAGGCUUUCAGUACUUGCAGUUCCCACAUACUUGCAGUUUCUCUUUUCUUUGGGUCAGGAGCUUUUAUGUACCUCAAACCACCUUCUAUUUUACCUCUUGAUCAGGGAAAAGUGUCCUCCUUGUUCUAUACCAUUGUGGUGCCCAUGUUCAAUCCAUUAAUCUAUAGCUUGAGGAAUAAGGAUGUCAAAUUUGCCCUCAAGAAAACCUUGGACAGAAUAACAUUGUCUUGA
This is a messenger RNA of Odocoileus virginianus texanus, 936 nucleotides long. RefSeq names its product olfactory receptor 8B12-like. The record is from RefSeq and is a predicted model, not a curated record. Gene Ontology annotation, molecular function: G protein-coupled receptor activity; olfactory receptor activity; odorant binding. Lineage: Eukaryota; Metazoa; Chordata; Mammalia; Artiodactyla; Cervidae. Gene Ontology annotation, biological process: G protein-coupled receptor signaling pathway; sensory perception of smell. Gene Ontology annotation, cellular component: membrane.